AUGAAUGCAGCAAUGUACAGAGACAUCUUUGAUGAAAACCUGCUUCAGAGCGCUCUGGACCUCAGACUGGGGCAGAGGUUCAUCUUCCAACAGGACAACAAACCUUAUUGGCUUGGGGACAACUCUGUGAAUGUCCUCGAGUGGCCGAAAACCUGCAGAGAAAAGAAAGUCUGUGUUGAAACCCGGCUCUUGUUCGCCGCGGUGCUGCCGACGCUCGGCAUGUUCCCGCACGCCGCCUCGUGCACCGAGCUGCUACAGGCUCUGAAUAGUUCAGAGACUGAGAUCCAAACUCCCUCCAUCAUGAAGAACCUCAGUCACUUUCCCUCAGUUUCCACUCAGGGCGAUGGAAACCCAGAGAGCGACAGCGUCGUGAGCAACGACUUCUCCACGUCCUUCGGCGCCCUCAUCCUCGGCCUGGUCUGCCUCCUGGGCGUCCCCGGCAACUUCUUCAUCGUCUGGAGCAUCCUGGCUCGCGUCCGUCGACGCUCGGUCACCACCAUCCUCAUCCUCAACCUGGCGUGUGCCGACGGCUUCCUCAUGAUCCUCACCAUCUUCUUCAUCGCCUACCUGGCCAAGCAGACCUGGGUCUUCGGGAACGGCUUGUGCAAGGUCCUGUUCUACCUGUGCAACUCCAACAUGUACGCGUCCAUCUUCCUGAUCACACUGAUGAGCGUGCACAGGAUGGUGGCGGUGGUGUUUCCCUUGAAACUUCCCUUCGUAGCCAGCAAGAAGAUUGUGAGGAGGGUGAUCAUGGUCAUGUGGGCGCUGGUGCUGCUCAUCGCGAUUCCCUCACUGGUGUUUCGGGACGUGAGAAUAGACAAAAACGAACAGAAUAAGAGCAGAAUUGUGUGUGCGCCCAAUCACACCCUUCCUACACAUGUACGUUUCCAGUACGCCUUCGAGACCGUGUCGGGAUUCAUUCUUCCUUACGCAAUCAUCAUAACCUGCUAUGUGCUCAUCCUGCGGCGCCUGAGGCAGACCACGUUCCGGAGGAAGAUCCGCAGCGAGAAGCUCAUCCUGGCCAUCGUGGUGAUGUUCGGCGCCUUCUGGCUGCCGUACCACGUCAUCAACAUGAUCCAGGUUGCAGCUAUGUGGUACCCAGAGAACUCACGCACGAGAGAAAUACUGGACUACAUCACUAAGACGAGUCGGGCCAUCACCUCGGCGCUGGCCUUCAUCAGCAGCUGUGCCAACCCCAUCCUCUACACCUUCGCUGGGAAGUCCUACAUCAAGAAGAACGGCUUCACCUUCAUGGCGAAGCUGUUCGAGGGAGCGACGUCGGAUCAGUCGGGAAACAAGACGACUACAACGACGGUCGGGGACAAAGAUGCUGGUUAUGAACCAGCUUCCAAGUGA
Limanda limanda (common dab) is the source of this 1356-nucleotide messenger RNA. It is a transcript of the gene ltb4r2b, whose product is annotated as leukotriene B4 receptor 2b. The record is from RefSeq and is a predicted model, not a curated record. Gene Ontology annotation, biological process: G protein-coupled receptor signaling pathway. Gene Ontology annotation, molecular function: G protein-coupled receptor activity; nucleic acid binding. Bases 1 to 1356 code for a protein of 451 amino acids. NCBI's taxonomy places the organism in Eukaryota, Metazoa, Chordata, Actinopteri, Pleuronectiformes, Pleuronectidae. The transcript has 6 exons. Gene Ontology annotation, cellular component: membrane.